UAUAUGAUCCUGCCGUAUAUAUAUAUAUAGACGUAACCUAUGUCCUAUGAAUGAAUAUAUCAUCGGGGAUGGAACGAGGAGAGGACAUUAUUGAGGAGAAGCAAGCUGGUGGAGCUGCUACGAGUGAUGAGAGAUCGUCAUCCCAAAAGGUCGCCGAUGGAAAGGGCGCCGAGCCACCGGCGGCCGGAGUCUCGAACCGCCUAAAGCCUAGCGACGACGCAGAGAAGCUUGUUGCGUUCAUGGAAGACCACUACGACGACGUCGUUGCCCGCGUGCAAUCCUUCGACGAGUUCUACCACGCCAUUUUCGAGCUCAUCGAGAUGUUCUGCGAGGAACGUGGGCAGCUGCAGUACAGGUUAGCGGAGAAGAAAGCCCUCGAGGAGGCAUACAACGUCGGACGGCAAGGUGACGAAGGAGGAGUUCGAGGCGAUGAGCAGGGAGGUGGUGAAGGCGGGCAGCUUCAGGGUGGGGAAGGCGAGCCUGGAGCUUGGCGCGCUGCUGUUCGGCGCCCCGGCGUGCGCGCUGCUGGCCAAGAGGAUCCUGCCGGGCCUGGGCUGGCUGUCCGACGACGUCGUCGUGCCCCUCGCCACCUCCGGCUCCGUCGCCUACCUCAUCAAGUCCAAGAGGCUGUGAGCCUAGCUGUGACUGUCUCUGUGGACCAAGAGAGGGUUCUGAUGUGUAUUAUGAGAUUAAUUUGCACACGUACGUGCAGUGGAUAGGACUCGAUCUGCAGCUGAAACAAGCAAAGAAUUAUAUAUAUAAGCAUGGAAUAUGUAUGAUAUGUGUUAGAAAUUUAGUCAAUUUAAUCAGAAAUCUAAUCCCAAAAUAGAUAAUGGGCAGUUUU
Messenger RNA from Zea mays, 844 nucleotides. RefSeq lists its product as uncharacterized. The record is from RefSeq and is a predicted model, not a curated record. The transcript has 4 exons. Lineage: Eukaryota; Viridiplantae; Streptophyta; Magnoliopsida; Poales; Poaceae. The coding region runs from base 51 to 719 and encodes 222 amino acids.